This is a messenger RNA of Daldinia childiae, 411 nucleotides long. RefSeq lists its product as uncharacterized. The record is from RefSeq and is a predicted model, not a curated record. Lineage: Eukaryota; Fungi; Ascomycota; Sordariomycetes; Xylariales; Hypoxylaceae. Bases 1 to 411 code for a protein of 136 amino acids. The transcript has a single exon. Gene Ontology annotation, molecular function: oxidoreductase activity.
AUGGCAUUCUCCAUCCUAUUCUUCUUCACACGCAAAGCCGGCAUCUCACCGGAGGAGUUCAAGGAGCACCUUGAAAACAUUCAUAUGCCUAUACUACAAGAGGUAGCGGGUCCGCACUUCCCGCUAUCGCAUAGACGGCACUAUAUCCAACGCACUCAAGGCCAGGGGGAGGGUACAACUAGGAAUGCCUCGACCCCAGCUCAAAUACUUCUCGGGUCACAAGCUGACUUUGAUUACGACGUUGUUGCCGAGUUGACAUUUCAGGAUGCUGCGGCCUUCCAGACUUUCAUGGCGUUUUCGCACACGCCUGAGAAGGCAGCAAAGGUUGGUGCUGAUCAGGAGCUCUUUCUGGACCGCUCCCAAUUGCGCGCUGUCGUCGUAGGCGGGACUGAAGUCACGAAGCGGGAAUAG